Alternaria burnsii is the source of this 192-nucleotide messenger RNA. RefSeq lists its product as uncharacterized. The transcript has a single exon. NCBI's taxonomy places the organism in Eukaryota, Fungi, Ascomycota, Dothideomycetes, Pleosporales, Pleosporaceae. The annotation marks the transcript as partial. The record is from RefSeq and is a predicted model, not a curated record.
ACUUUAGCUAGUAAGUAUAGUACGUAUAGUAUAUACUCUAUAGCGCUAGUAGUAAAGACUUUUAUAGUACUCUAUAUAUUAGCUAUAUACGUUUUAUACGUACCUACUAAGCUUAGCUUAGGCGUAGAUUUUCUUACUCUACUCUACUUUUCUUUUACUAGAAGCUUAUUUUAUAAAGUAAAUAAUAACUAA